AUGGCCAGUAGGAGGCCGAGUGAAGAUGCCAACAACGAGCUGACCAAUGUCGGAAUCACUUUGGGCAAGGUGAUCGGGGGUGGCAGUUUCGCAAAAGUCAGCGCGGCAAAGCAAGUUAUCAAUGGACAGGAGCACAAACGAGCAGUCAAAAUAAUGAAUUUGGAUAAAAUCAACGAUCCGCGAUUUGAGUCUACUUUCCUGGCGCGUGAAUUGGAGAUCCUCAGACUCGUCAAUCAUAAACAUAUUGUCAAAGUGCACGACGUGAUAGAAAGCGGCAGAUUUGUAUAUGUAAUAACCGAUUUAUAUGCAUGCGAUUUACUUCAGUACAUUCAACAAAGAGGAGCGUUAACAGAAUCCGUUGCUCGACGCGUAAUACGAGAACUGAGCCAAGCUGUUAUGUAUCUGCACGAUUCGUUGGACGUAGCACAUCGCGAUUUGAAGACAGAAAACCUCUUCCUCAGUUACCACGGGCGGCUGAUCCUGGGCGACUUUGGCUUCGCACGAAAAGUGGGAGGCGAGUUGUCUGCGACGCGUUGCGGCUCCGAUGGUUAUAUAGCGCCAGAAGUGGCGGCUAGCACCAGACAGAUUGAUGCCAAGCUGGGCGACAUUUGGAGCGUCGGGGUUAUCUUAUUCAGUGUUGUUACUAAAAGUUUGCCAUUUGAUAAAAGAUGUGCCCGACGCGCUCUUCCAGAACCAGACAAACUCAACUUACUAGACUUUGCAUACCCAUUCGAUUCAUAUCCCAACAAUUUGGAUGUCACCGAGUCUGGAUGGAGACUCGAGUUCAGGAGUGUGCUUGAGACGAUUCCCAUCUUCAAGAGUGGUACCUGGUCUAUCUCACUUUGGCUGUCUCACGAAGAUCGAGAAAUUCCCUUCAAAGCCAUCGCGCAGCCAAUACGUGAAAUGAACGGAAAAGUAAUGGCUGUCUUCGAUGAAACUCUUCGGCGGAACAAGGGCAUUCGACACGACCUCAUCAGCAGGGUCGAUGACGAUGGGCGACAUGUUGUGAAACUUUCGAUGAAGGAUGAUGGUUUCAUAAGAUUCAAUAUUAUUUUGCUGUAA
Messenger RNA from Oikopleura dioica, 1062 nucleotides. NCBI's taxonomy places the organism in Eukaryota, Metazoa, Chordata, Appendicularia, Copelata, Oikopleuridae. The record is from the annotation of a GenBank genome assembly.